Molecule: messenger RNA, 1026 nt
Organism: Brassica napus (rape)
Lineage: Eukaryota; Viridiplantae; Streptophyta; Magnoliopsida; Brassicales; Brassicaceae
Exons: 1
Coding region: 324-758 (144 amino acids)
Source: RefSeq, a predicted model, not a curated record
GAUGUUUAGUUCCUGUAAUUUAUUUAAGCAAGUACUAUCAACACUUGUAUUAGAGGGAAAUUAUAUAAUCUAAAUAAUGAAAUUUACAAACAAGAAAACUGCAUUAACCAAAGUGGGGUUUUCACGACUCAUCUUCAUUCAUUUAAAAAAGAACCUUUUCUUCUUUUGUUAUUGUACAAUCAUACAAUCAUACAAAUUUGCACUUCAAGCAACAUUUAUCUUUUCUGUAAACCAACCUUAUAAAGUCCCCAAAACACACACACACACACGCAUACACACACACAAACAAAACAAAGGUUUCAAGAGAAGAAAAAGAAAACAACAUGACAUACCUAACUCACUCUUUGCCCUUCUUCUUCUCCUGCUUGUCUAUGCUUCUAUGUUUGUCCAUUGGAGGAAGCAGACCUGCUCAUGGUCCAGCUUAUCUAAACCCCUAUGCUUUCUCUCCAGAAGCUUACGAUUUCUUUCACCCACAAUCAUCACUUCCUAACAAUAUUCCACCAAGAGACUCGCCUUCUUCGUCUUCACUUUCACCUUCACCAUCACCUUCUAAGACCUCUAAUGUAGAAGCAGAUACACAAGGAAGUAAGUUUUCAUCAGAAGAGCACAGAAAUGAGAGUAUCAGAGAAGAAGGACGAGGAGAAACCGUUGGAAUAGUGUUAGGCGUUUCUUUCGCGGCUUUUAUUUUGAUGGGAGCUUACUUUGUUAUCAAGAAACGACGAGCAAAUAUAACCCGCACGAUUGUAAUCCAUGCUUAAAUUAACCGAAAAAAUAAUUAGAGAUUUUGUCAAAUUGCUAUUAGUGUGAUUAUGUAGAAUGGUACAGAAUCACCAUGAUGCAAAAUGUUGGCAAAUCCUACAUUUAUAUGUUUGUUAACUAACUUAUCAUCUUGUUAUUCUAAGUGGGCUGGGUAAAUGGGCUUCGUUUGUAAAGAUGGAGCUCCAAACAACAUUACCAUUUUGUAGAACUUUUGCCCAUUUUGAACUUAAGAAAAUAUUACCGACUAAAAAUUUUAAAUUUCAUAUA